UGAGUAAGCAUGGUUUGUAAAUACAAGUGUUCACAAAAAUAUUAAUGAUCGUGUCGUUUUUCAGGAAUUGCAAUGGACCAAAUUGUUGCCCAAAGCCUGGAUUCGAAACAUGUAGCUGUAAUGCUAAUCAAUCAUACCCAUUGCUUAUCAGUCGUAAUCAAUUCCUGCCUUUUCAACUUUCUCUUUUUUGGAAAAAGCGGAAGCAUUAUCGGCCAACUGAAAAGAGUAUGUUAUAAGUACAAUGAAAUCUGGGAAAAGAACUAUGAAGAAGAAGAAGAAGCACAAGCAGGGGCAGGAGCACGAGAAACACCCUGCUGGGAGCCUUCCUGAGGGCCCCCUUAUCGAGAUUCUGUCCCGGGUGCCUUACAAGUCACUCUGCCGCUUCAAGUGCGUGUCCAAGCCGUGGCUUGCCCUCUGCUCCGACCCCGACAUCCGCAAGAGGUCACCCCAGACCAUGGCAGGUUUCUUCCUCCGCAACUAUGGCAUGCGCCCCUGUUUCAUUAACUUGUCCGGAAGAGGCCAACCCCUGGUCGACCCUUUUCUCUCUUUCUUGCGCGAGAGCUUUAAACUUCUCAUCCCCCAGCAUUGCUGCGGUGGCCUUGUUCUCUGCAAAUACUGGGAAUCAUAUUGUUUUGAGGAAGAUGAGUACAAUCUUGUCGUGUGCAAUCCUGCGACCAAGAAGUGGGCCGAGCUGCCUCCUAAUCCUAUACAAUUGCAAGAUGAAGACGAAGAAGAAGUCGAAGAAUAUUUGUGUUUCGAUCCAGCCGUCCCCUCCCGUUUCAUGGUAUUCACACACACUUGGGAUUUCACAGAAGUGAUAAUCUACUCAUCAGACACUGGACGAUGGACUACGGUGGAGAGUGGUUGGAUUGAUAAGACUCCUAUUGGUCUUCCUGUGUUCCUGAAUGGUACUUUGCAUUUGAUGACCACUGAAUAUUCAAUAAUCACAGUAGACACAGAGGGGAAGGUUUGGGGGCAAAUUGAUAUUCCAGGCAACAUGCGAGACAGCUCUGAUUAUCCGUUCAUUGGACAGUCUCAGGGACGAUUGUAUGCUUGGUGUAUAAAUGAUAAUGUUGAUGUUUGCCAACUUUUAGUUUGGGCUCUUGAGGAUUAUGGUGGUGCAAAGUGGGCCUUGAAGGAUACUGUUAACAUUUCAGAACUGUUUGGAAGGGAUCGUUACAAAUAUGUGGAGCCCUUAGCAAUUCAUCCAGAUUGUGAUUUGAUUUUCCUUACCGACCGGAGGGGGAAGGCUAUCUCAUAUGAUAUGGACAGCAAGAAAGUGCAUGUUAUCGGCACUCACGAAACAUUCUAUGGUGCUAUACCUUAUGUUCCAUGUUUUGCGGAAUGGCCGUCAGAUGGUCACUGACCUUGGUGGAACUAUAUAUUGUCUUCAUAGAAUUCAGCCAUGGAGAAUAUGCAACACCUAGCAACAGCUUUCAGUGGCUAAUGCUUAGUUGUAUGAAUGAGUCUAGGUAUUUGAUAUAUCGGCUGCCUCUAGUGCUAAUCAUUAUGGUCACCUGUUAGCUCUUGGUAUGGGGUAACUGUGAGGGUAUAUUAUCUAUUUUUGAAAUUGGUUGGAUUUUCACCUCUUUAUUUUCCGUUUAAGAUUGGAGAUGCUUAUCUCUUGUUGCAACUUGCAAGUACAUUUAUCUUUUAUGGACAAC
Messenger RNA from Triticum aestivum (bread wheat), 1664 nucleotides. Its product is annotated as putative F-box protein At3g10240. Gene Ontology annotation, molecular function: protein binding. Bases 242 to 1366 code for a protein of 374 amino acids. The transcript is spliced from 2 exons. The record is from RefSeq and is a predicted model, not a curated record. Lineage: Eukaryota; Viridiplantae; Streptophyta; Magnoliopsida; Poales; Poaceae.